AUGCUCGACAGCUACGUCCCCGACACGCGCUGCUUCUUCCCCGACAAGGACCUCGGCUGGAUCGCCGCGCGCCUCACCGCCAAGUCGGUCGACGGCGACACCGUCAAGCUCGACUUUGUCGACGACAACGCCAAGGAGCGCACCGUCACCACGACCCUGAGCGCCUUGUCGUCGUCCUCGCCGCCAGAUGUGCUCCCGCCGUUGCGCAACCCGCCCGUCCUCGAGGGCACCGAGGACCUCACCAACCUCUCCUACCUCAACGAGCCUUCCGUCCUGCACACGAUCCUCCACCGCUACUCGCUCCGGUCCAUCUACACCUACUCGGGCAUCGUCCUCGUCGCCGUCAACCCGUUCACGUCCCUGUCGGGCGUCUAUGAGCACUCGGUCGUCCAGGCGUACGCCUCGCGCCGCAAGGGCGAGCUCGAGCCCCACCUGUUCGCCAUCGCCGAGGAGGCCUACCGCUGCAUGACCAUCAUCGUCAGCGGCGAGUCGGGUGCCGGCAAGACCGUGUCGGCCAAGUACAUCAUGCGCUACUUCGCCACGGUCGACGACCCGCACAAGCCCGGCAAGAAGAAGUCGACGUCGAGCGGCAUGAGCGAGGUCGAGGAGCAGAUUCUCGCGACCAACCCGAUCAUGGAGGCGUUCGGCAACGCCAAAACGACCCGCAACGACAACUCGUCGCGCUUCGGCAAGUACAUCGAGAUCCUGUUCGACGGCUCGCAGACCAUCGUCGGCGCCCGCAUCCGCACCUACCUCCUCGAGCGGUCACGCCUCGUGUACCAGCCCGAGACGGAGCGCAACUACCACAUCUUCUACCAGCUCCUCGCCGGCGCGCCCUCAUCGGAGCGCAAGGCGCUCGGCCUCGACUCGGCGUCGACGUUCACGUUCGUCAACCAGGGCGGCGCGCCCCAGAUCGCCGGCGUCGACGACGCAGAAGAGUUUGCCGUCACGCAGAAGGCCCUGUCGACGGUCGGUAUCCCUGUCGAGCGCCAGUGGCACAUCUUCAAGCUCCUCGCGGCCCUGCUCCACCUCGGCAACAUGGAGAUCCGCUCGACCCGCACCGACGCGCUCCUCGACGACGACGACAAGGGCCUCACGAUGGCGACUCAGCUCCUCGGCAUCGACAAGUCCGAGUUCAAGAAGUGGAUCCUCAAGAAGCAGAUCGUGACCCGCACCGACAAGAUCGUCACGAGCCUCAACGCGGCGCAGGCCAACGUCGUCAAGGACUCGGUCGCCAAGCACAUCUACGCUUCCCUGUUCGACUGGCUCGUCGCGGUCGUCAACGAGAGCCUGACCAACGACCAGGUCGAGGGCUCGGUCAAGAACUUUAUCGGCGUCCUCGACAUCUACGGCUUCGAGCACUUCAAGAGGAACAGCUUUGAGCAGUUCUGCAUCAACUACGCCAACGAGAAGCUGCAGCAGGAGUUCAACGCGCACGUGUUCAAGCUCGAGCAGGAGGAGUACGUGCGCGAGCAGAUCGACUGGACCUUCAUCGACUACGCCGACAACCAGCCGACGAUCGACCUGAUCGAGGGCAAGCUCGGCAUCCUGUCGCUCCUCGACGAGGAGUCGCGCCUCCCGUCGGGCUCGGACGCCAACUUCCUCCAGAAGCUCCACUCGACCGUCGGCGCCAAGCCCGAGAACGCCAAGGUGUUCAAGAAGCCGCGGUUCGGCAACAACGCGUUCACGGUCGCGCACUACGCGCUCGACGUCACGUACGAGGCCGAGGGCUUCCUCGAGAAGAACCGCGACGCCGUCCCGGACGAGCACGUCGCCCUCCUCGCGUCGACGAGCAACGCGUUCCUCAAGGAGGUCCUCGACCGCGCCGACGCGACCAAGGCCGCCGUCGCCGAGGCCGAGGCGGCGACGGCCGCCGCAAAGCGCGCGAGCACGAUCGGCGGGCCCGGCGGCGCAGCAGGCGCAGGCGGGCCCAAGCGUCUCGGCGGCGUCGGCGGCAUCGGCGGCGUUGGCGGCGGGUCGGCGCGCAAGCCGACGCUCGGCAGCAUCUUCAAGGGCUCGCUCAUCAGCCUCAUGGACACGAUCGACUCGACCAACGCCCACUACAUCCGCUGCAUCAAGCCCAACGAGGCCAAGCAGGCGUGGGAGUACGACCCGCCCAUGGUCCUCGGCCAGCUGCGAGCGUGCGGCGUCCUCGAGACGAUCAAGAUCUCGUGCGCCGGUUACCCGACGAGGUGGAAGUUCGACGAGUUUGCCGACCGCUACUACAUGCUCGUCCCGUCGUCCCAGUGGCAGCAGACGUCGGACAUGCGCGCCCUGUGCUCGUCGAUCCUGUCGUCGGCCGUCUCGGAGCCCGACAAGUACCAGGUCGGCCUCACCAAGAUCUUCUUUCGCGCCGGCCUCCUCGCCCGGUUCGAGCAGCUGCGUCACGCCCGCCUCGGCGAGCUCACGACCCUCAUCCAGAAGCACGUCCGCCGCUUCCUCGCCGAGCGCGACUACGGCCGCGUGCGCCGCAUGAUCACGGGCGUCCAGUGCAUCGCUCGGGCCAACGCCGCCAAGCGCCUCGCCCAGGACGCUCGUCGCGAGCGAGCCGCCGUCAUGAUCCAGAAGGCGGCACGAGGGUUCCUCGAGCGCGUCAAGUACGAGCGGGCGAGGAAGGCCGUCGUCGCCGUGCAGGCUCUUGCUCGAGGGCUGCACAUCCGGGCCACGUUCAAGGAGGAGCUGCGCGUGCAGGCGGCGGUCCGGCUCCAGUCGUUGCUGCGGGGCGCCAUCGCUCGACAGCUGUACACGCGCGACCGGCGGCGAGUCGUCCUCCUCCAGUCGUGCGUCCGCCGGCGGCAGGCCAAGCAGCAGCUCAAGACGCUCAAGACCGAGGCGCGCUCGGCGACGCACUUCAAGGAGGUCACGUACAAGCUCGAGAACAAGGUCGUCGAGCUCACGCAGACGCUCCAGACCCGCACGGCCGACAACCGCUCGCUCCAGGGCAAGCUGCGCGCUCUCGAGCAGCAGGUCCAGAGCUGGCAGGCCAAGCACGACGACGCCGACAGCCGAGCACGCUCCCUGCAAGCCGAGGUCAACAAGCCGACCGUCGCCCUGCCCGAGUUCGAGGCGUUGUCGCAGCAGAAGAAGGACCUCGACGCGCGCCUCGACGAGUCGCUCAAGAAACUCGCCGAGCAGGACGCCGAGAUCGACCGCCUCCACGCCGAGUUCCUCAAGGAGAAGGCCGAGCUCGAGAAGCAGCACGAGUCGCUCAAGGCGUCGCUCGCCGCAGCCAGCGACGACUCGGCGACCGUCUCGACCCUCCGCCAGGAGAUCGCCUCGCUCCGCGAGCAGCUCUCGCGCCAGGUCGCCAUCAACAACGCCGCCGCCAAGGUGCCGAGGCCCGACGCCGGCAACUUCCAGAUGGCGACGGGCCAGCGCGGUCCCGCCGUCGUCGCCAACGGCGCCACCCCUGGCGGCGCCAAGCGCCGCGUGCGCCGGUACAGCGACGAGGGCGGCGCGACGAGCACCAACGCGCCGUCGUCGGUCAGCCCGAUCCCGGAGCACGACCGGUGGGAGACGUCGCCUCGGCCCGUCUCGAUGGCGUUCCCGCAAGAGCCCGGCACGAGGCGGCUCGCAGGCGGGCCCGGCGGCAAGGGCUACCUGCCCGACGUGUACGACGACCCGGCCGAGGAGAUCAUGCGCCUGCUCGAGGAGGAGCAGCCGCUCGACGAGGACGUCCUGUUCAGCAUCAUCCGCCACCUCAAGAUCCCUGCGCCCAACCUGUCGAGCCCGCCGUCGCCCAAGGAGGUCCUGUUCCCGGCCCACCUCAUCUCGCUCGUCACGAACGAGAUGUGGAAGUACGGCAUGAUGCGCGAGAGCGAGCGCUUCCUCGCCAACGUCAUGCAGACGGUCCAGCAGCACGUCAUGGGCUACACUGGCGACGAGGUCAUCGUGCCGGGCAUCUUCUGGCUCUCGAACGUGCACGAGAUCCUGUCGUUCGUGUGCAUCGCCGAGAGCGACAUCCUGCAGGGCAUCGGCCCCGGCGGCGAGGGCAUCGGCCGCGACUACGACUGGGACGACUACGAGCGCCUCGUCACGAUCGUCAAGCACGACCUCGACAGCCUCGAGUACAACAUCUACCACACGUGGAUGCAGGAGACCAAGAAGCGCCUGCACAAGAUGGUCAUCCCGGCCCUCAUCGAGUCGCAGUCGCUGCCGGGCUUCGUCACGUCCGACUCGGGCGGCGGCCGGCUGUUCAACCGGCUCGUCGGCGGCAGCAACCAGGCGCCCGCCUUCAGCAUGGACGACAUCCUCAACCUCCUCAACAAGGUGUGGAAGAGCCUCAAGUCGUACUAUGUCGAGCACUCGGUCGUGCAGCAGGCCAUCACCGAGCUCCUCAAACUCAUCGGCGUCACGAGCUUCAACGACCUCCUCAUGCGGCGCAAUUUCUCGUCGUGGAAGCGCGCCAUGCAGAUCCAGUACAACAUCACUCGCCUCGAGGAGUGGUGCAAGGCGCACGACAUGCCCGAGGGCACGCUCCAGCUCGAGCACCUCAUGCAGGCGACCAAGCUCCUCCAGCUCAAGAAGGCGUCCCUCGCCGACAUCGAGAUCAUCUUUGACGUGUGCUGGAUGCUCACGCCGACCCAGAUCCAGAAGCUCGUCGCCAACUACUACGUCGCCGACUACGAGAACCCGAUCUCGCCCGAGAUCCUGCGCGCCGUCAACGGUCGUGUCGUCGCCGGCGACAAGAACGACCACCUGCUCCUCCCACCCGAGGUUGAGGAGGCCGGUGGCUACGAGACGCCGCUGCCGCGCGAGGUGACCGGCAUCGAGACGUACAUCCCGGCGUGGUUGAGCGCGCCGCACCUGCGACAGCUCGUGCAGCUCGUCGCGUCCCUCUAG
Rhodotorula graminis WP1 is the source of this 4842-nucleotide messenger RNA. RefSeq lists its product as uncharacterized. Gene Ontology annotation, molecular function: ATP binding; microfilament motor activity; actin filament binding. Bases 1 to 4842 code for a protein of 1613 amino acids. The transcript is spliced from 18 exons. Gene Ontology annotation, biological process: vesicle transport along actin filament; actin filament organization. Gene Ontology annotation, cellular component: vesicle; actin cytoskeleton; myosin complex. Lineage: Eukaryota; Fungi; Basidiomycota; Microbotryomycetes; Sporidiobolales; Sporidiobolaceae. The record is from RefSeq and is a predicted model, not a curated record.